CUCCUUCAUCUGGGAUCGCAAAGGAGGGGGAUCGUGUCACCAAGCUGGCAUUCAGCCCUUCUCAGCCAUUGGGACAUCCAAGAGGGGUGUCAUCCUGAGCCAUCCAAUGCUGCCCAAAAGGAGUGGGUGGCAAAGGAUGGCAGGAUUAAUGUGAUUCUAGCAAGCUGCAAGGGCUAUGCAGAGAGAUGCCUGCUUGCAAUGCCUUUUCAUCCUCUCUCUGCAACAGGAGGUCUGCAGCCUUCCACCUUCAGGGAAAUAGCCCAUUUCUCCAAGGAAGAAUGCAGAGAUAGAAGCACUAUUCUGUUUUGAAGUGACGCCUAAAUUUUGGUCCUGAAGAAAAGUGGUGUGGCACUGAGGUUUUUACAAUUUCAGCACUUUUGCUUUGCAUCUCAAGAUCAAACAUGGGAAAGAGCCAUCCAAAAAAGUAACUAUUGUUCUGGUCUUCUCUUGUUCUGCUUCUGAAUACAUUUUUUUUUCAAAGCUCAGUAUGGAAAGGACAUCAAGAAAAUGGGAGCAAAGGAUACGUCAAUAUCUUUUAUACUCCAUUUUUCCAGUCACAGAAGGGUAAAUAAAUACUGUAUUUCAGAUGACGACAGAUUUUCUAUGAUCCCAAAUGUUUUUCUUAAUAACAGAGAGGCUUCAGAGGCUUGAUGGUUAUUCUUUUCUUAAAAAAGAAAUAAAUGUACAUGUAAAUGCAUAUACAAACACACCUCAGAAAUUAGGAACCAGAUUUGGUCUCAUUAUUUAAUAUCAUUAUCAUCAAAGAUCUAGCAAGAUAUGAAGGAUAUCAAAGAGAGUGUCCCAAUGAGAGUUUAAAAAAAUGCACUGCUAUUGUUUAUUUGAUCAAAAUUACAUUUAUAGUGAAUCGGAGCAGAUGUUAAGGAAGAAAAGUAGUUUUUAAAAAUAUGCCUCCCAAUCAAAGGUUUCAUUUCUGGUUCGGUCUACAUAAAGCCAGAAUCUUAUUUCCAGUUAGUGUUUAUCAACAAUGUGGAAAUAAAGUUCUUCGCGACUACCAAAUAUUUGCUCUGGGCUCUUUCAAAGAAAGAGCAGAGUAAAUCACAGAUACGUUGGAUGAACAUUAACCAGCUUUGAUAAUGAGCUUGAAUGUUGAGAACAUCUCUACUGCCAACUGUUUCAACUGCACCCAGACUGUGGGGGAAGUCAAUAUUUUAAAGGCCAUAUUACUAGGAGUGAUCUUUGGGGGUCUGAUCAUCUUUGGGGUCCUGGGCAACAUUCUGGUGAUCCUUUCCGUUGCCUGCCACAAACACUUGCAAAGUGUAACCCAUUACUAUAUCAUCAAUUUGGCUGUGGCUGACCUUCUCUUGACAUCUACUGUUCUCCCCUUUUCUGCUAUUUUUGAGAUAUUUGGAUACUGGAUUUUUGGGAGGAUCUUCUGCAACAUCUGGGCAGCGGUGGAUGUUCUUUGCUGCACAGCUUCCAUCAUGAGCCUUUGUGUCAUCUCUAUAGACCGAUACAUAGGAGUGAGUUACCCGCUAAGGUAUCCAUCCAUAGUGACUGAGAAGAGGGGUCUCCUAGCUUUGCUGUGUGUCUGGUUGCUGUCUCUUGUGAUAUCUGUAGGGCCCCUCUUUGGCUGGAAACAACCAGCUCCGGAAGAUGAAAAAAUCUGUCAAAUCAACACCGAUCCUGGUUACGUACUGUUCUCUGCCCUUGGAUCUUUCUACCUCCCCUUGAUCAUUAUACUGGUGAUGUACUGUCGGGUGUAUGUAGUGGCCAAAAGGGAAAGCAAAGGACUUUCUUGUGGCCUGAAGACAGAGAAGUCCCAUUCAGAAGAGGUCACCCUCCGUAUCCACUGCAAAAAUGCCACCGAAUCCACUGGAUCUACCCCGAACACCAAGCACAAAUCCAAUUUCUCCGUGAGGCUGCUGAAGUUUUCCAGGGAAAAGAAAGCAGCUAAAAGCUUGGGAAUAGUUGUGGGAUGCUUCAUCCUGUGCUGGCUUCCUUUCUUUUUAAUCAUGCCCAUAGGUUCUUUCUUUCCUAAUAGCAAGCCCUCGGACACCGUUUUUAAAAUUGCAUUUUGGCUUGGCUAUCUAAACAGCUGCAUCAACCCCAUCAUCUACCCGUGUUCAAGUCAAGAGUUUAAAAAGGCAUUCCAAAAUGUUCUCAGAGGCCAGUGUCUCCCACGGAAGUACUCAGCCAACAAAUACUCGCCUGGCUUAAACGUCCAUCAUUCAGGCAACCACACUGCGGAAGCUCCAAAAGACAUUGUCUGCAUUCCUGUCAGCUCUGGAAAGAACUUCUAUAAGAUUUCCAAAUCAGAUGGUAUCUGCGAGUGGAAGUUGUUUUCGGCAAUGCAAAGCAUGUCGACCAAGAGCCCAAGCUCUAAAGACAAGUCCAGCUGUUCUACAGCCAAAGUGAAGAGCAAAGGCUUCCUGAGAGUAUGCUGCUGUGCUGCCACACCAGACGACAACCAUUCAAAGGACCAGAAAGUGCCCACCAUUAAAAUACACACCAUUUCCAUCAGCGAUAACGGAGAGGAUGUCUGAAGCCGCGUGUCUUUCCAGUGGAUUUGGCUGAGACUGAUAGGCUACAAGGGAGAGGACAAAGAAGAAAGGCCAAACACAGGAAAAGGCCGAAGAAGUCCAAAGUACAGACUUUGGGUCAAAUCCUGUGGGGGGUAGGAAUUAUUGGGAAGGAUUUCAUCCCAGGUGAUAGAAAUCCCACUGGGAUCGGUGGGAUUUGGAAGUGGGCCCAUUUGAGACUGGGCUCUUUAAAAUGAUGCUGAUAUUAUUUCUUUACUAUUUUAAAGGUUCUGUGAUUCAUUUUUAUUUUAUUUCAGAUUGCUUAGCAAUCUUCAAUGAACGAUUGAGUUUGGGGGGGGAAACAGUGUUGUAAUAUAUCCUGCAACCAAGAAUGUGUGUUCUUGGUUUCAUCCAGUGGCAUCAUUGGGGCAGUCUGGGGAGUGCAGACCACACCGGGUGACACCCCAGAGGAGGGGUCUUUUUCUCCUUCAAGGCAGGAGGGGUGAAUGUGUGCCCUUCCCAGCUGCUCCAUCACCCAGCAAUAGACCCAGCGAUAGAGGAAGAGAAAGGGCAAACUUGCACCCUUUCCAGCUGCUUCUGAGGCAACCACAAGCAUAGUGGAAGGAGCUUUCAACAAGAACAGUCUUCACCAUUUGGAAAUUUCCAUAAAAGAAUGGGCUUUUUCCUAAAUGAUGUUUUAAUGGUAAUGACAUAAAACAUAGAUGUGGCCCCAGUUAAGAAAAAAGCCAAAAUUUCAGAUGCAUAAUUUUCAAGUCCACAGGUGGCAGGCCACCACCGACCACCACUGGCAUCUCUCUGCACCAGGUGUCACCACAGUUAGUGACACCACUGGUUUCAUCAUAGGUAUUUUUAAUUUUAAGACUCUUCCUCUUCUCUUCUCUUCUCUUUCCUUUCUUUCUUUUUUUGCUCCCCCGAUUUUUUUAUUUUUUUCAUCACAGAGGAAAUCUGUAUUUGUAAAGGGUGCAUCUGAGUAGACAGUAUGUAAAGGAGAAACUUUGGGGAAAAUUUGGAAGUGAAAGCCUCUUGACUUAUUUUUUGUUUGUUUGUUUGUUUGUUAAUGGAAUCAUUUUAUGAAAUUAAAUGGAAGCAGCUUGCUACAUCAGGGAGCAUUACCAGCCACCAUCCUCAAUUAUGAACUUGGAAGCCCCCUUUAGAAUGUGGCACUGAUAGUUCAGGAGCUGUUUCUCCAUUUUGUCACCCCAUCCCAUGUGGCCAAGAUGUGAACCCUGUGAUCACAGAGGUCCGAAUCCUAUUGUUAAUACCAGUUGAAGUACAGACUGUUUUAGGGAAUCAUCUCAGUUUAUUCAUUUGCUGGGACUCUACUUUACUGUAGUUGAGAGUAACUGAUAUGAUUCAGGCUGUAUCAAUCAGCUAGGAGUGAUCCGUGUGGCUGUUUCUGUCCAUGUGGUUGGAAUAUUCACAUACACAUAUAUGACAUCAAAGGGAAACAGUUCCCAUAUAUGAAGAGGACCUCACUAUCUUUUCUUCCUUUGCCUCUUUUCUCUUCCAUUUUCUUGUCCCAAAGGUGUGUGAAAUAUCUUUGUGCAUAGAUUUCAAACUGCACCUAUUCUGUGGUCAUUUUUGUCAACUGUCUUAAAAAUGCUGUCUGUCUAGUACAUUCAUUCCUGAAGUGCAAUGUAUAUGGUGGAAAAAUAUUCAACAGCAAAAUCAUUGUGUUUGGAAUAAUAACAAUGCCAUGAAUCUC
Messenger RNA from Sceloporus undulatus (fence lizard), 4206 nucleotides. RefSeq names its product adrenoceptor alpha 1A (gene ADRA1A). Bases 1095 to 2504 code for a protein of 469 amino acids. Gene Ontology annotation, molecular function: alpha1-adrenergic receptor activity. Lineage: Eukaryota; Metazoa; Chordata; Lepidosauria; Squamata; Phrynosomatidae. Gene Ontology annotation, biological process: cell-cell signaling; phospholipase C-activating G protein-coupled receptor signaling pathway; regulation of cardiac muscle contraction. Gene Ontology annotation, cellular component: membrane. The transcript is spliced from 3 exons. The record is from RefSeq and is a predicted model, not a curated record.